Molecule: messenger RNA, 1572 nt
Organism: Fusarium vanettenii 77-13-4
Lineage: Eukaryota; Fungi; Ascomycota; Sordariomycetes; Hypocreales; Nectriaceae
Exons: 7
Coding region: 1-1572 (523 amino acids)
Source: RefSeq, a predicted model, not a curated record
AUGUAUGCGAUGGAAAUCAAGGUGGAUGUUUUAACCCUAACCGCGGCCCAGCUCCAACGCCUCUUGGGGGCAAAAGUGGUCACCAGCGUCGACGUUGUGAAGCUAUACUUGGCCCAGAUCUCAAAGCACAACCACGCAGGCCUUCACUUGAAUGCCAUAAUUUCUGUCGCCGAGCACGACUCGCUUAUAGCCCGCGCCCAGGAGCUCGACUAUGAACGCAGUCAAGGAAGAGACCUUUGCAACACGGUUGACUUACCAACAACCUGUGGAUCAUACGCAUUCAAGCAAGGCAGGCCCAAGAAGAACGCCAAUCUUAUCAACACACUCAAGGAAGCCGGAUUGAUCAUUCUGGCCAAGGCGAACCUGAGCGAACUAGGUAAUGCCAAAGGCUCGGAUCUCAUGGCCGGGUGGUCUGCUGUCGGAGGUCAGGUUCGUUUGCAACAGGCCCGUUCGGCUGCUUGCUCUACUGAUCAAUACCAUCAGACACAAUCGCCCUAUAUCAAGGGGGGCGUCGCCAAGAACGCAACAUGGUUCACCAACACUGGCCCUGCAGGCUCUUCAUCGGGCAGCGCUGUUUCUGUUGCUGCCGGCUUUGCUCCAGUGUCUCUCGGCACUGAACUCAACGGCUCCAUUAUGAUGCCAGCCGCCAGAACGGGUUUAUACGCCGUUAAGCUCACCCCUGAGAGUGUCGACAAUGACGGGUUCCAGCCUGGAGCACCUGGCUGGGAUAGUCAAGGCCCAUAUGCCAAAACGGCGACAGAUAUCGCGACGCUCUCGGCCAUCCUGCAGCUCCACGACCCGGGUUACUAUCAUCCACUGACCACGUCCUGGAAUGGGCUCAAGGUAGGUUUUGUCGAUCCCACGCUGUGGCGGAGCGAUCCCACGGCCAUUGAACCGGUGGAAGGCUUCUUUAAUCAGACCGACAAUGCUCUGUUCGCUGCCCAAGCAAAGAUUGAGGAGUCGGGAGGCAAAGUGGCUCGAUCGGUGCCAGUUGCGUCAUGGGAGGAUAUCACCGGCGCGAUGCCCGACUUUUCGCAAAUGGAGGAAAUAUUUCCCUUUCAAAUGAAGCGACGAUUCCCCAAGUUCCUCCAGCUGUUUGAUAGUGUUCCUCAGACCCUUGAAGAGCUCAUCAAGUUCAACGAAGAUCAUGCCGACCUGGAGUUUACUGAACGGGAUAACAACCAAAAGGGGCUCGAAGCCGGACGCGAUACCACCAUCACGCAGGAACAGUACGACCGCAACUUCGAGGCUCUACGUGGAACCGCAUCUCAUACGCUACUCGGCAUGAUGAAAGAAUACGAUGUCGAUGUGCUCCUGGGACCAUGUGACUCGCGAUUUAACAGUGUGGGUGCUGCGGCCGGGUUCCCUGUUGGCAACCUCCCACUCGGGUUUGCCGACUUUAAUGGGCGUCCCUUUUCGCUACAUGCCAUUGCACCUGCCAAUGAAGAAGCCAAGAUCUUUCAGGUCAUGUCGGCUUGGGAGGCGUCGUUUCCGGAUAAUGUCCGCCCACCUCCCUUACUGGUUGAUGGUGCAUUUCCUCUGCAGCAGAUUGUGAUGGAGGAUGUCAAUUAG